This is a messenger RNA of Leopardus geoffroyi (Geoffroy's cat), 2782 nucleotides long. Its product is annotated as G-protein coupled receptor 35-like. The coding region runs from base 1288 to 2433 and encodes 381 amino acids. The record is from RefSeq and is a predicted model, not a curated record. Gene Ontology annotation, cellular component: membrane. Lineage: Eukaryota; Metazoa; Chordata; Mammalia; Carnivora; Felidae. Gene Ontology annotation, biological process: phospholipase C-activating G protein-coupled receptor signaling pathway; positive regulation of Rho protein signal transduction. Gene Ontology annotation, molecular function: G protein-coupled receptor activity. The transcript has 2 exons.
AGGACGCAGUGGGUGGUGGGAGCCUGGAGGGUCGUGGAGGGGCCGUGGGCGCCCGCCCCAUGACGAGAGCAGGAGGGAGCAGCCCAGGGCAGCACCUUGGUGCCGGCCACGUCGUCCGCCCUGUCCCUGCUGGGUCUUACCCCACCUGGGCGUCCGGAGGGACUCUCGGCCUCCCUUCCGUUUGGAGGUGCCAGAUGCAGUCGUUUGCUCUUGACGUGGGAGGAGGCGUCCCCGGGGGCCCCAGGCCUCUGACCGGUUGGACGCAGUCAGCCCUGGUCUCGGCCGGGCCUCUCUCCCCACCCCCGCUGCUUCCCUGACUGGCCAGCGCCGUGGCGUCGCCGUCCUCACCUUCCAAAGGAGGGCUGGGGGCCGCGACACAGGCCCGAGGAAGACCUCGCUGCCCCACGCCCCUUCACGUGUGAGCAAGACCCCUCGCGGUGACCAGUUCUCUGGGGUCGAGUGGAGGACGGAGGGGCUCCAGGAUCUGGAGGUGCCACGGUUGGAGAGGCGGCCUGGCAGAGGCGGCCAGACACCAGCCGGGCUUCCAGGACACGGCUGGGCCGGUGGGGCACGGGCCGUGGCCCCCGCACCAGAGGAGGCUCGCGCCCUCCUGGCCGCCAGCCCCCUGGGCCUGCGCCAGCUUGUGGUUCUUUCGCAUGGUUCCUUCGUGGGAGGCAGAGCUGAAGGAGACCUCACCCCCAGGGCAUCCUCAACAGGCAGGCAGGCCCGGCUGUCCUGGGCGUGGCCGCCUCCCUCUGACCGAGUGAGCUCCAGAAGUAGCUUGUGUUCUCUGGGCUUCGAUGUCCUUGCUGAACACGUGUCUGAGCCCUGGCCAUACUCAGUGUGCCCCCAUGUCUGCCCUGGAGUCCUUGGCCUGGAAGGGCCUGUGGGGUGGGCACCAGCGGGGCUCAUUCUGCUGAGGACAAGAGUGACCUAAAGAGGGCUCUUACCCGCUCCCACCCCACAGGAGGACCCGAUGCAUGGGCGACUUCCAGUCUCCCUCAACCUGACGUUGGCCCCCCACCCAGCCCGGUGUGAGCUGGGGCUGCAGACCACAGACCCCACGGGGUCCGGGCCGGUGCGCUGCUGUCUCACCCGUCCUCUGUAUUGACCUGAGCCCCGCCUCGGACCCGGCCUGUGGCCCCGGGGAGCUGGGCAGCAGCAACCAACCACGCCCUGGAGGCCUGGUUCUGUGGACGGGCCGGUGGGGGACUACUCGGGUGAAGGGCCUCCCUCCUGUGUCCGGGGGCCCUGGCAGACCCCUGACGGGCAGGUCUGGGUGUGUGCAUGUGGGAACGCCACCUUUUCGGGCCUUCCCAGCAGACUUUGCCCCACACCACCUGUUUGGUUUCUCGUUUCCACUUCCUGCUUGGGGCAGGUGGACCGUGCCUUCUCCGUGGGAGCCGUGUCCUACCCAGUCCUGGCCCUGGGUCUGCUCUCGUUGUCCUCACCUGCCCUCCUUCCCCUGAGCCUGGGUCAGCUUUGGGGGCCGCAGGGGUCCUAGGGACCAUGAACGGUACCUGUCACUCCAGUGAGCUCACCUGGCCCUACUGGGUCAAGAACAUCGUGGACGCCUACGUGGGCCUGCUGCUGGCGCUGGGGCUGCUGCUCAACGGCCUGGCGCUGUGGGUGUUCUGCUGCCGCGUGCGGCGGUGGACGGAGACGCACAUCUACAUGGCCAACCUGGCCGUGGCCGACCUCUGCCUGCUCUGCGCCCUGCCCUUCUUCCUGCAUUCCCUGAAGCAGAGAACCGAGGACACCCUGUUCUGCCAGCUCUCCCAGGGCGUCUACCUGACGAACAGGUACAUGAGCAUCAGCCUGGUGACGGCCAUCGCCGUGGACCGCUACGUGGCCCUGCGGCACCCGCUGCGCGCCCCCGCCCUCCGCUCCCCGCGGCAGGCCGUGGCCGUGUGCGCGGCGCUCUGGGCGCUGGUGACAGGCUCGCUGGUGCUCCGCUGGGCCCUGGGGGUGCAGGAGGGCGGCUUCUGCUUCCAGAGCGUCUCCCGGCAGAGCUCCAACACGACGGCCUUCUCCCUGCUGGGCUUCUACCUGCCGCUGGCCGUGGUGCUCUUCUGCUCCCUGCAGGUGGUCGCUGCCCUGGACCAGGGGCCGGCCGCCCACACGGACCAGGCAGAGGCCACCCGGAGGGCCACCCGCAUGGUCUGGGCGAACCUGGUCGUGUUCGUGGCCUGCUUCCUGCCCUUACACGUGGUGCUGGUGGUGCGCGUGGCCACGAGCCACAGCGCCCCCACCCCCGCCCUCUGCUACGCCCUCUACGUCACCAGCAAGCUCUCAGAUGCCAACUGCUGCCUGGACGCCAUCUGCUACUACUUCAUGGCCAAGGAGUUCCAGGAGGAGGCGUCGGCACUGGCCUCCAUGCCCACUGCCAAGGCCCACAGGAGCCGGGACUCUUUCUCUGUGACCCUGGCCUAGGACGCAAGUCGCCGGCACGCGGGCCAGGUCCCGGGCUCUCCGGGAGGUGCUGCCUGCUGGGGGCGCCCCGGCUCACCGUGGAUGGGGGCAGGCUCCAGGGGGCCUGGCAGGGUGGCGACGACCCAGGCACGGACCCUGCAGUGGUGACGCGCCCAUCCCCGGGGUGGAAGAGGGUGGGAGGACUGAGCGAGGUCAACCCCUGGGGCCCUGAGAUUGGGCCAACACCUGCAGUGCCCAGGGUGUGGUACCCCUGGGGUACUGGGGUGGACGCUUGCUCUGUGCCUGGAGGCCUCAAUGGCCAGCUUUCUGCAGCCAACCUACAGCGGUUGGAAUAAAGCUGUUCCCCUGA